AUGGAGCUCCACCACCUUGCUAGGAAGAGCAGCCAGGCAGCUUUGUGUGAUGCUGUAGACUGGAGUCCAGGAGGGUGUCCCGCUGACCAGGCAGAUGCAGCAGCCAUCAGAGCUGCCCUCUGCUGCCAGAGACACUGCACAUCGACACCUAGAGCAGCCGAGGGGGAAGGCUCUAAACUUAGCCCUUCUCCAGCAUCCCCCUCCUCCUCUCUGCAAGACAGUGUCAUUCAGCCAGACUCCAUCCCACCAGGACCUCUCAACUCAGGGAACAACCAACUAACAGAACAGAAAGUCUGCGAUUGCUGCAGCCAGGAACUAGAAACUUCUUUUACCUAUGUAGAUGAGAAUGUUAACUUGGAGCAGAGGAACCGGAGCUCCCCUUCAGCAAAAGGGAGUCAUCACCUGGGAGACCUUGGCUGGGGAAAUCCAAAUGAGUGGUCCCAUGAGGCUGCCAUAUCCUUGAUAUCUGACGAUGAAGAUGACACAAGUUCGGAAACCACGUCUUCAGGGAAAUCUGUAGACUAUGGUUUCAUCAGUGCCAUCUUGUUCUUGGUCACUGGCAUCUUGCUGGUGAUCAUCUCUUACGUUGUCCCACGGGAAGUGACUGUGGAUCCCAACACCGUGGCAGCCCGGGAGAUGGAACGCCUGGAGAAGGAGAGCGCAAGGCUGGGGGCGCACCUGGACCGGUGUGUGAUUGCCGGACUCUGCCUGCUUACUCUUGGGGGGGUUGUUCUGUCCUGUUUGCUAAUGAUGUCUAUGUGGAAGGGGGAGCUGUAUCGGCGCAACAGGUUUGCCUCUUCCAGAGAGUCUGCAAAACUCUAUGGUUCUUUCAGCUUCAGGAUGAAAACCAGCAGUAAUGAAAACACCCUGGAACUGUCCUUAGUAGAGGAAGAUGCUCUGGCUGUACAGAGUUAG
This is a messenger RNA of Molossus molossus (Pallas's mastiff bat), 915 nucleotides long. It is a transcript of the gene TMEM74, whose product is annotated as transmembrane protein 74. NCBI's taxonomy places the organism in Eukaryota, Metazoa, Chordata, Mammalia, Chiroptera, Molossidae. The record is from RefSeq and is a predicted model, not a curated record. The transcript has a single exon. Bases 1 to 915 code for a protein of 304 amino acids.